Schistosoma guineensis is the source of this 1332-nucleotide messenger RNA. The record is from the annotation of a GenBank genome assembly. Lineage: Eukaryota; Metazoa; Platyhelminthes; Trematoda; Strigeidida; Schistosomatidae.
AUGUGUUUUAAUUUACAAUCUUCUAAUAAGCACCAUAUAAACAGAAUGAUGAAAAUUCAAAUUGCAUGUCGAAAUCCACAAGUCGAAACAAGGAAUGAGUUGAUUGAAGAUGAUUUUGCUGAAAAGACAUGUUUUGAUAUCACCAAAGAUAUAGUUGAUGAAACAAUCAGUGCUAUAUUCCAGAUAUAUUUAAAGGAUCAAUUAAUACCUUUUACAGUUCAUCAAGCAUCUCUGUGCCUCAUGCAAUACAUUGACUUGGAAUUCAUGUCCUGCGAUCAAGGAGAGCCUUAUAUUAAUCUUAAUCCAGAGUGGUUCGAAGAUGAACUUGCUGAAUCAAGUAGAAUAGAUUCAUGGGCUCAAGGAGCGAUUUCCAAGACUUCUUAUGCAAAGAUUUCAGACAAUCUACAACCCCAAAAUAAUCAUCAGGUUUUACAAAGGCUUCAAAAUAGUCUUAUCCACAGAAAUGAAGAUGUUGGUGAAAAUAAAGCUAUCCGUAAGGAACAUACUGUUGGCAUGUCCCAUAGUGAAAAUCUCCACCAAAUAUCUAUACGACAGAAGAAGCCUCAAAAACUGAAAAACGAUUUUAAAAAAGAUCACACCCGUAUGCCUACCGAUCAAGGAGAUUCCAUCCCUCAACUAACUAAACAGUUGAAAGAUUCUACAUUGAAAUCAUCUAUAGAAAAUGUAUCAAUGGAAAAUAUAUCAGUUAAAAACGACAAUACCAGUAAAGAAUAUAGUCUAACUACAAAGAAACCAAUGAAACCACUCAUGAAAGCACUGCCUGAAACUAUGCUACAAAACAAACGAAUGAAUGGAUCUGGAAAACUAGUUUUCGACGAUGAAGGAAAUCUACUCAGUGUACCUAAAUUAUAUCCAGCCAACAAGAGGCAAGAUGAAUCAUUCACGACUGAUUCACAUUCAAAUGAAAGUGAUAAUAAUAUUUUGGGAAAUAAAAUUCCAAUUCAAUGGCGUUUCGUAUCAGAGUCAUACUGUAACAGUACAACUAACAAUCAGUUUGGCAUAAAAAUGAAUAGUAAAUUAAGAACAGCCAGAUCGUCCAUAUCGAAUUUUUCAAAUAAAGUGAGAACAAGAAAUCGUAGUUUAGAUUUAACUGGUGCCACAGUUACACCUGAUGUAAUACGUCUACAAAAAAUUAAGAAUGCAUGUAUCAAUUUACCAAAUACCAUUGAUCUGGUUGAUUUAGUGGCUGGAGUGACAAUAUCUGAUGGGGAACAUUUAAAAAUUGGUCAGUUAACGAAUGAACAGUUCACGUCAAUAUUGAAUACAAACUGGAAUAAUCUCGACGAAAUUCCACCAGUUAAAGCGAAUUAA